AUGUCUAUCAAGUAUUUAUUCAAGUACAUUAAUAAAGGUUAUGAUCGCAUAACCGUAGCUCUUGUGCCUGUCAAAAAUGAAGAUGGAACAACUAAACAAACUGUUGAUGACAUUAAGCACUAUCUUGAUGGUAGGUAUAUUUCUCCUUGUGAAGCUUGCUGGAGAAUAUUUUCAUUCCAGAUUCACAAGAGAUCACCUGCUGUUGAAAGGUUGUACUUUUAUUUGCUUGGUGAGAAUUCAGUCAUAUUUGAAGAUGGUGAUGAAAUUGAUGCCUUGCUGUCCAAGCUAACCAUUAAAGAGUCUAUGUUUACCUCUUGGCUGCAAGCUAAUGCCAUUUUCCAACAAGCAAAAGAUCCUACAUAUCUGUAA
Messenger RNA from Glycine soja, 369 nucleotides. RefSeq lists its product as uncharacterized. The coding region runs from base 1 to 369 and encodes 122 amino acids. The record is from RefSeq and is a predicted model, not a curated record. Lineage: Eukaryota; Viridiplantae; Streptophyta; Magnoliopsida; Fabales; Fabaceae. The transcript has a single exon.